AGAUUGCACUGAUCUGCAGUCUGACUGGGUUUGUGCCUCGCAGAUUCAUUAUGGCAGCUCUACGUGCAGCAAAACAAGCUUUGAGGAAAGAAAUCAAGGGUCGCGUGGCUGCAGUGAGUGAUCAGGAGAAACUGAGACAGUCUCGAGUUGUCUCGCUGAAGUUGUUCAGCCAUCCCAAAUACCUAUCCAGCCAGCGUGUCGCUGUCUUCCUGAACAUGCAUGAUGAGGUGCGCACACACGACAUCCUCCAGGACAUCUUCAAGAGGGGCAAAGCCUGCUUCAUUCCCAGAUACUUCACCCAGAGCAGUCAUAUGGACAUGUUACGACUCCGAGACAUGGAGGAGGUGAAGGCGCUGCCCCUCACGUCCUGGAACAUCCAGCAGCCAGCAGACGACGACUCCGACAGAGAGGAAGCCCUGGCCACAGGAGGACUAGAUCUUAUCCUCAUGCCUGGUUUGGGAUUUGAUAAGAAGGGGAAUCGGCUUGGCAGAGGAAAGGGUUUCUACGACACGUAUCUGGAGCGAUGUAGCACGCACCCGAAGGGAAAGCCGUACACCAUCGCCUUGGCUUUCAAAGAGCAGCUGUGUGCUGAAGUCCCAGUGGGGGAACAUGAUAUUCUUAUUGAUGAAGUCCUCUAUGAAGACGAGGAAUGAACUGCACCAGUCAGACCUUGAUUUCAGCGUUGCUCAAAGUCUUUUGAAUUCAAAUGAUUCCUGCAACAUCGAUCCCGUUUCUGAAUGAAAUGCUUUAAAACUCUUUGGAUGCAAUCCAUAUUCUCGAAUCAAAUAAUGUCUGGGAACUCCUUUCAGAGAAGAGCUUCUGUAUCAGCAUAUGAAUUACCAAACGCUCUUCACCAAAAGGCUAAAUAUGCAGUCUGUCUUGACAUUAAAGGAAAAGUUCACUCAAAAAUGGCCUUUAUUUAGUCACUCAUGUUGUAUUAAAUAUGCUGUCUGUGAAACACAAGGGGAUUUUUUAAACAAUCUUCAUACGGUUUAUUUCUAUAGAGGAAUUAUUCAUCGUGACCAUAUCUGUCACCAUUAAAGUGCUCCACUUGUGCACUAUGUUCAUAGUCUUCUAAAGUCAUUCUAUAGCUUGGUGUGAGGAACAGACUAAAUAACGAAAAAUCAUUAUUCAAUAAAAAAAUCCACCACUGCAGCUCUCAAAUUUGAUUCUCCGCUACAUAUUUAUGAUUUGGCAUGCCCAUGUUUGGUUACAGCAUGUGCUAAAAUUACAGUGACAGUGUUUUCAAACUCUAAUUAUUAUUUGAAUUUUGAGAGAAAGUAUCAGUAAUAACUUUAAUUUCACUAUGUUCCUCAGGCAGGCUUCAGAAGACAUUUGUGGUACUUUUUCUUGGUGUUUUCUAUGUAUUUUUUCUGUUCCACAGAAAAUUGACAGCUACGGGAUGGAAAUUACAUGAGAGUGAAUGAAUAAUGACAGAAUUUGCCUUUUGGGUAAAGAUUGCUUCAAAAUUA
Cyprinus carpio (common carp) is the source of this 1472-nucleotide messenger RNA. It is a transcript of the gene mthfs, whose product is annotated as 5,10-methenyltetrahydrofolate synthetase (5-formyltetrahydrofolate cyclo-ligase). The transcript has 4 exons. Gene Ontology annotation, molecular function: 5-formyltetrahydrofolate cyclo-ligase activity. The record is from RefSeq and is a predicted model, not a curated record. NCBI's taxonomy places the organism in Eukaryota, Metazoa, Chordata, Actinopteri, Cypriniformes, Cyprinidae. Bases 51 to 653 code for a protein of 200 amino acids. Gene Ontology annotation, biological process: folic acid-containing compound biosynthetic process; tetrahydrofolate interconversion. Gene Ontology annotation, cellular component: mitochondrion.